Mangifera indica (mango) is the source of this 555-nucleotide messenger RNA. RefSeq names its product 60S ribosomal protein L38-like. Gene Ontology annotation, cellular component: cytosolic large ribosomal subunit; ribosome. The record is from RefSeq and is a predicted model, not a curated record. Lineage: Eukaryota; Viridiplantae; Streptophyta; Magnoliopsida; Sapindales; Anacardiaceae. Gene Ontology annotation, molecular function: structural constituent of ribosome. The coding region runs from base 109 to 318 and encodes 69 amino acids. Gene Ontology annotation, biological process: translation; protein-RNA complex assembly. The transcript is spliced from 3 exons.
ACAAAAAUAAAACCUAGGGUUUUCAAGUCACCCAGAACAAUAUAAACAUUCGCAGAGUUAGGCCACCCUCUUUCACUAGAAGUUCCUUCUCUUCACUCUUCAAACAGAAUGCCGAAGCAGAUUCAUGAGAUCAAGGAUUUCCUUCUUACUGCAAGAAGGAAGGAUGCUCGAUCUGUGAAAAUCAAGAGGAGCAGGGAUGUGGUUAAGUUUAAGGUUCGCUGCUCCAAGUACCUUUACACACUCUGUGUGUUUGACUCUGAGAAAGCUGACAAGUUGAAGCAAUCUCUUCCCCCAGGUUUGAGUGUGCAAGACCUGUGAAGAAAUCAACUGAAUUAGAAAGCUUUAAUCAGUUGGUGUGAUCAGAAGUUGAAGAAAUUUUGUUUUGUGCAUUUUGGUUAUCUUAUUUUCCAGCCCAGAAUAUUCAUGACUGCAUGAUAAAUGUUAUUGAUUUUCAUUAACUUUGUGGCACUUUCCUCUCUAUGUUGCUUGAGUUCAGUGACUGGAUUCAAAUAUCAACUCUGAGUACUUGUUAUUCAAGAGCCUUAAAAUUUAUUA